This is a messenger RNA of Scleropages formosus (Asian bonytongue), 1195 nucleotides long. Its product is annotated as transcription factor MafA-like. The record is from RefSeq and is a predicted model, not a curated record. The transcript is spliced from 6 exons. Gene Ontology annotation, molecular function: RNA polymerase II cis-regulatory region sequence-specific DNA binding; DNA-binding transcription factor activity, RNA polymerase II-specific. The coding region runs from base 1 to 1137 and encodes 378 amino acids. Gene Ontology annotation, biological process: regulation of transcription by RNA polymerase II. Lineage: Eukaryota; Metazoa; Chordata; Actinopteri; Osteoglossiformes; Osteoglossidae. Gene Ontology annotation, cellular component: nucleus.
AUGUCCUCCCCUCCCCUCUCGGAGCCCUCCCUCCCCCCAAGCCCUCUGGCCAUGGAGUACCUGAAUGAUUUUGACCUUCUCAAGUUUGAGGUGAAAGCAGACACACCCCCACCCAGUCUUUACCCCAAGUCCAGCGGCCCAGAGGCCUCCAGCCCCCGACCUCUGGACUCUAGCGUGAGAUCCAGCCCCUGUGAGUCCCUGCCCCCCUCCCCGACGCUGAGCGAUGCUCAGCCACCACCCUCCUCUUCAUCCUCUACAUCUUCCUCGUUCCCCCUGCCACCUGCGAACAGCCACGCCACUGUCCUGCAUCCCAUUUCUGGCACCACUUCCCUGGAGGACCUCAUCUGGCUGGCGGCACUGCAGCAGCAGCUGGGUGCGGGGGAGACCCUGGGGGCGUUGGAUCGAGGGGCAGUCGGGGCGUACCUGGGAGGUGAGGAUGCAGUGGAAGCCUUGCUGAGCUCACAGUUCCCCGCAUUGGGUCAAAGCUGCAGCAGCUUCCAGGACUCAAGCAACGACAGCAGCACCGACCUCUCCUCUGGGUCCAAGAUGGUGGAAAGCGCCCCCAGAAUCGACACCAUCAAAACCCACACCACCACAACCAUCAUCUUCACCACCAUUCGCACCACCCUUUGCAAGGACAUAAUCUUCAUCAUUACCAUCACCAUCACCAUCUCCAACUCACUCAGCCUGUUCAAGUCAGGGAGUCAGGGUCGCCGCUGUCCGGAGCCUAUCCUGGAAGCACAGGACCCUCGGCCAAUCAACCUGGAUGCGUCGCCAUGCUCCGUGGAGCAGCGCUUCUCCGACGAGCAGCUGGUCAGCCUGUCGGUGCGCGAGCUCAACCGCCACCUGCGCGGGGUCAGCAAGGAUGAAGUGCUGCGGCUGAAGCAGAAACGACGCACGCUCAAGAACCGCGGCUACGCCCAGUCCUGCCGCUACAAGCGCCUGCAGCAUCGCCACGCGCUCGAGUCCGAAAAGCACAUGCUAACGCAGCAGCUGGAACAGCUGCAGUGUGAGCUCUCCCGGGUGCUCAGGGAGAGAGAUGCCUACAAAGCUCGUUACGAGAAGCUCAUUAGCACAGGUGAGGCUCCGCCCACUCACGUCAACCAGCCCUCAUCUCCUACCGACUAUUACGUGUGAGGGUUCAGAAAGAGAGCUGUCAUCAAGUGGACUAAGUCACGGCAUUCCAGUUCCAGGU